Dermacentor andersoni is the source of this 1256-nucleotide messenger RNA. Its product is annotated as chitinase-3-like protein 1. Gene Ontology annotation, molecular function: chitin binding; chitinase activity. The record is from RefSeq and is a predicted model, not a curated record. Gene Ontology annotation, biological process: chitin catabolic process; carbohydrate metabolic process. Gene Ontology annotation, cellular component: extracellular region. NCBI's taxonomy places the organism in Eukaryota, Metazoa, Arthropoda, Arachnida, Ixodida, Ixodidae.
AUGGGCAACUACCGCAUGAUGACGAGCCAGGUGUUCUGCCUCUUCAACGCCUCCGCACAUUAUAGGCCGCCCACGUGGCGCUUUCCUCUGGGCAAAAUUCCCGGCAUGCUCUGCAGCCACGUGCUCUACUGGUCCGUGUCACUCAACGACGCCGCGGAACUCGUGUCCCGAGCCGAAGACUUUGACUACGCCUGCAAAGGACUCGAUAGUGUCGCCGACCUCAAGCGACGCUUCAUGGCUAUGAAGGUACACCUGGUACUCAGCGCUAGCAGUCGCCAAGAAAACGUACGGCUCUCAGAAAUUGCCGGCAACGCCAGACGGCGACGUAAGUUGGUCUCCGAGUUUAGGGCGUGGGCAUUGCGCUAUGACUUCGACGGCGUCUUCGUCGCCUGGAACGCGCCACGCGACGUCAACCGUACGGCGUCACUGUUCCGUGCGCUGGUCGACGGCCUCAAGCCGCGGUUCAACGUGGGUGCAAUUUUGCCCACCUCGCGGGAGGCACUCGCUGCCUACGAUCUCGAAGAAGUGUUCGCAACCUUGGACUGGGUCGUGGCCACAACGCACGGCUUUUAUCCGGGACCCUUCUGGAAUUUGACCUCUUGCUCCAGCCCAUACAAGGCCGGAGACGGCGACUCGAUCCAGCAGCUUCUGCGCUACUACUGGAACAGGCUCAACGACCAGAUCGACCCGAGCAAGUUCUGCUUCACCAUCUCCCCGGCGGCCGUGGGCUACCGGGUACCGCAGGAAGGGCUCUCGCUGGGCAUGCCGGCACGCGGACCCGGCAACAUCCACGGCGAGUCACGUGAUCGCGGAAUGCUGCGAUACACUCAGGUGUGCCGCGACGAAUCGCAGGCGGCCAAGGACCUCUCCGGGCUCUGCCUCUACGCCCGCUACGGAGGGACGUGGGUGGCGUUCGAGAACGCGAAGUCCACCAGCGCCAGAGUGAAGAGUAUCAUGCGCUGGCUUUCCGCGGUCACGCAAGUCGCAAACAAGAGCGCCGCGUACUGCAUGACGGUGUGGGACCUCGACCUCGACGACCACCUGUCCCAGUGUGGGGAGCAACCCUUCCCCAUUAUUGAAGCCGCUAUUCGAGAACUCCCAUGAUACAUGGCUGUGCGAGUGCAUAAUUAAACGUGAAUACUGCUCCGCUUGUAUAAUCAGCGACGCAUUGCAAACCUUUCUCUCGGUCCUAAUUGUGUUUGAUACGUAGAUGGUAUCGGGCUAUUAAUUUUGCAGGCUCGUUAUUUAUCUCCUUU